CAAUGACACAACUUCAGGGGUAAACUCAAACAUGGCCGCACAGUAGAGGGAAUGCUAGCAAAACUCACAGCGCACUUGACAAGUAUUACUGAAUAGUGGCGUCACUUUUUUCUUAUUUUGACGUUAGAACCUGUGUCGCGAUGUGGCUGCCUCUUCACACGGUCUGUUUAAGGAGCCAGACAACCUGCAGAAGAAGCUUCACAGCUGCUCUUUUAAAACUCUCAAGACACGGGGAUAAUGCUAACGUUUCUCACUUCAGUCAUUCAGCUAGACUUUCUGCACAAACAUGCAAGGCACUUCUGUACAGAAGACACGGAGACCCUUCUCAAAUCGUUAAGUUGGAGGAAGUAGAUCUGCCCCUCAUAGGUGCGAAGGAUGUCCUGGUUAAAAUGCUGGCAGCCCCAAUCAACCCAUCUGACAUCAACAUGAUUCAAGGCACCUAUGCCAUCCUGCCCGACCUCCCAGCUGUUGGGGGCAAUGAAGGGGUGGCCCAGGUCAUAGAGGUGGGCAGUCAGGUGAACUCCCUCAAAAAAGGAGACUGGGUCAUCCCAAAAGACGCUGGUCUAGGGACAUGGAGGACAGAAGCAGUGCUAGCUGAGGACAGUGUCAUCUCACUACCAAAUGACAUUCCUCUGUUGUCUGCUGCCACACUGGGGGUAAACCCCUGCACUGCCCUCAGGAUGCUCUCUGACUUUGAAGAUCUUAAGCCAGGAGAUACAGUGAUCCAGAAUGCAGCCAACAGUGGAGUUGGGCAGGCUGCCAUACAGAUUGCUGCUGCAAGAGGAAUAAACACUAUCAAUGUCGUCCGAGACAGGCCAGAGUUCACACAGCUCAGUGAUAGGUUGAAGGCCAUGGGAGCAACUCAUGUGAUCAAAGAAGAGACGCUGAGGCGGCCUGAGAUUAAGGAACUGUUCAAGACGUGUCCAAAGCCGAAACUGGCAUUAAAUGGAGUCGGAGGCAAGAGUGCAACAGAGCUGCUCCGUCAUCUACAGGUUGGAGGUUCCAUGGUGACAUAUGGAGGGAUGGCCAAACAGCCAGUUACUGUCCCUGUGAGUGCUCUUAUUUUCAAGGAUGUGAAGGUGCGGGGAUUUUGGGUCACACAGUGGAAGAGAGAUCACUCAAAUGAUGAAAGGGCGCUUAGAGCCAUGCUGGACGAACUGUGCUCCCUCAUCCGACAGGGAAAACUGAUGGCUCCCGCCUGCACUGAGGUGGGAUUCAGAGACUACAGCAAAUCUCUUGACACAGCUAUGCAGCCUUUCACCUCAGCUAAACAGGUCCUCAUCAUGUGAACUGACCAGUCUAAUCCACAAAUCACCAGAUCACCAGUCAAGACCAUAAUAUAUGAAGUGAAGUGUAACUGCCACAGUAUUGUUAAUGUCAAUCAAAUACACUGCACAAGCACAUACAGUGCUCAAUAAAUGUGUCCUCACAGAAGGUUCAAAGUCCCAUAUCUGUUGUGCUCUGUAGUGACACUGAGUUCCCCCUAGGUUUACUGGCAGUAAUCAAAAACUCAUUAAAUCAUUUUAUAGUGACAGGAAUGAUCAUAGAACUAAGAUAAUGCAGCUUUAUCUGUUAUGUUUAGUAACAGUGCAUGGCAGAUUUAUUGUUGUGGAAAUGGUGAUAUUAGUGAUGUAUUGAUAAUCUCUGUUAAAACAACAUUCAUACAAGUAAGAUUGAUUUCUGGGUUUAUUAAAUAGAUACAGUAGAGUUUGA
Messenger RNA from Lates calcarifer (barramundi perch), 1713 nucleotides. RefSeq names its product mitochondrial trans-2-enoyl-CoA reductase (gene mecr). Gene Ontology annotation, cellular component: mitochondrion. The transcript is spliced from 10 exons. The record is from RefSeq and is a predicted model, not a curated record. Gene Ontology annotation, biological process: fatty acid metabolic process. Lineage: Eukaryota; Metazoa; Chordata; Actinopteri; Centropomidae. Gene Ontology annotation, molecular function: trans-2-enoyl-CoA reductase (NADPH) activity. Bases 141 to 1289 code for a protein of 382 amino acids.